GCAUAAUCAAAUAUAAACAAAUAUAACCAAGGUGUGCUACGCAUAAGCCGCAGUGUAACAUUCUGUGUGCCACGAUUUGGACUUCAGGCUAACUUCAUAAAGAUCAAAUGGCUCCAUUAUGGACAUGUCUAAUCCUUUGCGCUGGGGUAACACUCGGAUGUCUUAGUUUUGGCGGCGGCGGUCGCAUUGCUGGUAGCAGCAUAGAUGAUCAAGAAGAUGAAUGUCCAGACAUCAUUGAUCGGUCUGUAUGGCAUGCACGUGCACCAAAAGACACGACACGAAUGAAAAAUAUACCCAAGUACGUACUGAUUCAUCACGGCGGGACGCCUCCGGGCUGCACUAGCCAGAAAGAGUGUGAAAAGGUGAUCAAAAGCUAUCAAAAAACACAUAUGGUUGAUGAAGGCUGGGAUGAUAUCGCUUACCAUUUUCUUGUUGGCGAGGACGGUAACGUAUACGAGGGCAGGGGAUGGGGUGUCAACGGAGCACAUUCUGGUAGCACAUAUUACAACCUGAAUAGUUUAGGUAUUUGUGUAAUUGGGGAUUUCCGAAACACUGUCCCAAACCUUAAAGCGCAGAAAAAAGUGAAACAGUUGAUCUCCUGCGCAGUAUCUGAAAACAGACUGAAGAGCAAUUACAAACUGGGCGGACAUCGGGAUGUGAAUAAGAACACAACAUGUCCAGGACAAAGUUUCUACGAUCUCAUUAAAACGUGGGAUAGAUACUAUCUAUUACCUCAUAUGUAGUCAAUGAAAAGCUUUUUAAUUCAUUUUAUAAAGUUUGCAAAAGAAAAAAUAGUAACUUACAUGUAUCUUUGUUGCUUGGCCUUGCUACAUAUGUCAUUAUGUGUGUGUUUCCUCUACUUUUCAUCGGUUCAGUAUCGUAUGGUAGAUUUUACUGGCGACAGUACAUGUAGUUAAUUGUUAUUUUAGUUAAUAAUCACAGACCUCAACUCAAUUUACGUAAUAUGCCAGCAUUUUCUUCGAUGUACUUUCCAUGUCCGUUGACAGUUAUGUUCCAAUUUCCAUCACUAUUUGUUUUGCUGUGCAGCUCCUAGAUCACUAUUUCGUAGCUAUUUCUAUUGAAUCCGUGGUGAUAUUCAAUUCUGCAGCUUGAUUAACCAAGGACUUUCGGACUUUCUUGACUUCUUUACGUUUUCGUGUUUUUUAAUCUGACUUUCAGCGUGUGGUAAACAAAGCAAGCUUCUGGUUAUUCAACAAACUGACGGCAUUGACACGAAAUGUUCUAAAUAUGCUUACUUAACAACUAUCUGUUAGCCGCGGAAUGUGUAUUUUGUAAACAAAAUAUCGAGAUCUAAAUGCAAUUUUGUUGUUGUUGAUUUUUAAAACAAAAUGGCGACGUUUUGAUUUCAUGGACCUAAUCACCAAUAUUCGAUAUCAAUGUUCCUAAGUGUCCAUGGUAAUUUAGCGGAUGCAUCAUGUAACACGGUAGCCUAAAUAAAUCCGAAUUUCGUCAUAAGUAUUGGACUUAUUUGAACAUGUAAGCAUGUAUUAAACAUAAAAUUCGUCGAUCUUCACAAACAUAAAAUAAAAAGAAAAUUUGUUUGUUUUAGUGAGAUAUCGAGAUAUAUCUUCACCAAUAUUCAGAAAUGCCGCACGAUAUACAUUAAAACAAAAACAGCAUACUUUCCUUAAGUCGAACUGUGCGUCAUAAUGACUCUAAGUUUUAAUAUAAUAUUUCCUAAAUUUCGAUGCUAAAAGGAAAGAAAUGUGCAUUUUCUUCUUAUAUUGUCGUUAUCACCUUCUUUCAUGUAGAUUUUAAUAAUUAGUGUCAAUUAUGUCAAUUAAACAUUAAAAGAGAUAGCUUUCUCUAUCGGCCCUUGGAUCAAAUACUGGUGUAAAUUAAAUAUUACUCUCAGAUAAUAUUGUGAUACUUCAGGGUACAGUGACCUAUUUUACAGUAUGGGGGCUGUAAGCUAAACUGUAAUCUUAUUAUAAAGUUACAGACCGUUUUAAGUAAUUUGUUAUCUAAUUUGAUCUUUAAACUCUUGAUUUAGACCAGCAUCACAUAUUGUAUAAAUUUAUAUAAGCAAUAAUACUUGUUAAAUCACUAUAAACAGCUGACUUCCUGGUUUUGCAGACAUGCUGUUGUUGUUGUUCUUGCAAUGCAUUGUAGGUAGUUGUUUAGCAACUACUGCCUAGAUUGUGUUUACAUUGUUGUAUAUAGAAAUGUCAUUUAACUUAAAACAAAUAUACUUCCAAGAAACUCACUUAAAAGGAAUUUUGAUGUUAUAAUCAUUUAGGUUAUUAAUUUUUCUUUCUUUUCAUACUGAUACUUAUUAUGAUCUUUUAUGUUUUAAUAGAAAUAUUGACUUUUGUUUCCUAACUGUCUACCGUUCACAGUUUCCACAACUCCACAUUCUUUUGUGUGAAGCUGGGUUCACAUUUAUUUGUGUGGAGUUCACAUAUCCUCACACUUUUGAGUGUGUGCUUCCACACUUAUUUUUGUGAAGUCUGGGAGGUAUAAAUACUCCACUUUGCCUGUUUUCAGGGUUGACAAUCUUAAAUCUCUGGCCUUAAGCGGCUGUUAUACUUAAAAAUUCUAAAGGAAUAUUUAAAGAAGCUUCACAAAUUUUAUACAAAGAUUGUCUUACUUGAUGUGUUUUAUAGCUGCUGUAUUUUAAAUUUUGAUAAGCAUGUUAAACUCUUAACUGAAUAGAACUGCUAGUUUUCAUUGGAUCUACAUUAAUUUUAACUGUUACUCUUUUAUGCAUUAGAAGCUUACUGACAGUUAUCAAAAUUUACCAGUAGCUGGAUUUAAUAAUUACCACUAAUGAGUAUUAGUCCUGUUAGGUAAAAAUACUAUAUUAUCAUAUUAUUCUUGAAAUGUUUACAAUUUUAUGUGUGAAUUUCUGAAUGAUGUUUGUUGCUGAACAUAAACUGUUUCUGUUGAAAUUCUUAUUUUAAUAAAGUUUAAUAAACUAUA
Messenger RNA from Mercenaria mercenaria, 2943 nucleotides. Its product is annotated as peptidoglycan recognition protein 1-like. NCBI's taxonomy places the organism in Eukaryota, Metazoa, Mollusca, Bivalvia, Venerida, Veneridae. Gene Ontology annotation, molecular function: peptidoglycan binding; N-acetylmuramoyl-L-alanine amidase activity; zinc ion binding. Gene Ontology annotation, biological process: innate immune response; peptidoglycan catabolic process. The coding region runs from base 108 to 743 and encodes 211 amino acids. The transcript is spliced from 4 exons. The record is from RefSeq and is a predicted model, not a curated record.